AUUUUUUAUAUCAAACUACUUUUUAAAACUGACUGAUAUUUAGACCUGCAAGUCGUAAACACAAUGUUAUUUGGAAUCCUCGUUUUGUGCUACUUUGGGAACGUCAUUGGACAAGCCCCUGACUGGUUCAGCGAGUGUGUCGGAUUCGGUUGUACAGCUACGGAGUAUCGUCACGAGAGAUGCGAGUCAGAGCCCAACUACCAAGGACUUCUCUUCUGCCUAAACCUAGCUGACUUCGUCCAUGUUACAUUCACGGGCUCUGGAACGAUCACCAUCCCCGUCUCUAUACGUCCCACUCAGGGUUUGAUUCUCGACGGUUCUGGCCAUGAUAUCACCCUAACCGGCGAGUCAAUUGAGCUGAAUAGCAGUUCUAUUGUUUAUAGAAUCAACUUUGACACAGGCGCUGAUGAUGCCUUGAAGUUGCAACGGGGAUACGAAAAUGCUUGGAUCCAUCGAUGUUCAUUUCGCAACUAUGGCGACGGAUUGAUUGACAUCACUCAAGCGUACAGUCACGUGACCGUGUCAAAUUGCAGAUUCGCCGAACAUGAUAAAACGAUGUUGAUAGGAUCUAGUACGUCAGAUAUUCUCGAUGAACGCAUGCGCAUUACAAUCCACAAUAACUACUUCGUCGAUUGUCGUCAAAGGAUGCCAAGGGUCCGAUACGCUACCGUCCACAUCUACAAUAACGUAUUUCAAGAUUGGGGACUAUACGCCGUGCUUUCAAGCCAAACCGCCCUCGUGCUUCUCGAAAACAAUUACUUUGACAUUGUCGAUAUCACCCGCGCUGAAAUGGCGCAUGAUACCCGACCACGUGGGAGUGACACGAGCAGUGGAUACCUAAGAGCGGAGGCCAAUUUCUACAAUACUGGUAUUAGAGGUAGAACAAACCAAGCGGAACGUGUGGGUGAUAUGCCUUACCAGUAUCAACUGGCUACGGCAAAUGAUGAUAUGAGAGCGGCCGUGAUUGCAGGCGCUGGAGCCCUAGUAAUAAAAAAGAUAACAAAUCAAGCAAGAUCGUAUGAAGUCGUGAGAGAUGUUGAUUUUCCUGCUGUCAAUGACCUCUUCUUGCCCGUGAAAGACGUAUAG
Owenia fusiformis is the source of this 1086-nucleotide messenger RNA. NCBI's taxonomy places the organism in Eukaryota, Metazoa, Annelida, Polychaeta, Sabellida, Oweniidae. The record is from the annotation of a GenBank genome assembly.